AUGAGGGAUAUGCUCAAAGUGAAACGGCUCUCGAAAGAUCGGAGGUAAGUGUAGGCGAGCUAAAAUCUGUGUUUGACGACACUUAAACCGAGCAAAACCCAUAAAAAAUCUUCUUUUCAUAAAGCUCCGUCUUCCGUAAAGUAAAGUUCCCACUGAAUUAGUUUCAAUGGACUUUCCCACAAUCUUUACUCUUGAAUUUGAUAUUUCUUACUCAAUCUCACGUUUCUCACACCUUUCUUUCUACCUAAACUUUCGAGAAAGUCAAAAACAUCAACUACAUGUAUUCUUUUUUCUUUUCGUGUUUGCUAUGUAUGAAAAUGUGUAGUAUUCAUAGAAUUUGAAACUUUAUUGGGUCCAUUCUCGUAGACUAUUAACAGAAAUAGUUUUUUUGGUUGAUCUCCGACAUACUUGGACACAAAUGAAGAAUUCAGCAUAAUCCGCGGGAGAAAAUUAUUCGCAAAAUCCGGAAAACAAACUAUUGGGAGUGCGCUUCUUAGGCUUAGCAUUUUGAAGUUUAUUAUUUUAGGGUCACAGCCAAACUUAUCAAAAAUCGAUCCGACCCGGAUUCAAAAUGUUUGAAAAAUGACAGGUUUCGUCUCAACCUUAAACUGAUGCUUGAUCAGUGCUCUUUCAAGUUUUAAUGAACUUUUUCACCAAACCAAACAAAAAGUCCAUGAUAGUCGUUUCACUGCAAUUCCCGGAGGUCUAAUAAGUAUCUUCACCCUUCAACACUUCUCGCCCUUUCUUCCACCAAACUAAACUUCGACUUUCUUCCUUCGAAACAAAAGACGCACUAUUUCUGUACAUUCUUCUUGUUCUUCUUCAUCUUAUUCCCGCUUCGUCUUCCACCGGAUUGUGUAUGUACAUGUUUAAUCGGUAUGGGGCGAAGAGCCCCUCGGGCCCGUGGUGAAGAAACUGAUGGACCCGAAAAGCCAUAUUCUCUCUUCUCGCCUGAAUGCAUCGAAAUCUGUGAUGAGCUGGCUGACGACAACGGAAAGAAGAGUGAGUAGCUGCGUGCGUACACCUGAAACGAGGCAGUGUCAAGAAAAGAAUACGUGCGCCCCACCCUAGUAUUCUGGUGUUGUUAUUCUUUCUCUUCAUUCCAUUCCUUGACGCCUCCUGGUCUUGUUCCUGUUCGUGCUCAAGUUGGAAAGAGAGAAGAAACGAAUUCUAAUAUUAUUAUUCGAUAUUAUUCGGUUCUGACUAAAACGUACGUCAAGGAAUCGCACAGGCCGUAUUAUUCAAUCAACGAGUUAAUCGAGCCACCCCGCCUCCUUCUCCAUCUCCUCCACUCUCAGCGCCUUCACCCAACGCCCUCGCAUACUAAUUUGGCACUCAAGUUGUGCUAACGAAACCAACCACGUCUGCCGAUAUCAAGUGCCGACGCCAAGACUUCUACUUUUUUGCCAAGCGUCUCAUUCCUCAUUUCCAUAUCCGCACCGCCACUACACUCGGCCAACUGAUUCACGAUACUGGCUGAACAAUUCAAGGCGAAGCAAGAAGGUGCGGCUGCUGAAAACACUAAUUAUUCAUCUGGACGUCAACAGAAGAGCGGAAAAGAAGGGAGGAAGAAAGUUUCGACGGACAAACAAUUACCAAAUCGGCACUUCCUCUAUAAAAGCCAUGAAGCGGCUCAUCAAAUGAACACAAUUGUUCGACAGCCCACUAUUGUCCGAUUCCUACUCCUAUGAACCAACACCACCACCGCCCAGCCAGUCGUACUAUCCCUAACUCUAUUCCUAAUCAUGCUCACCACGUCGUCACCAACUUCUUUCUUCCGAACUGUUCGCAAGUCUUUCCGAAGGUAUCUAACUUUCUGCCUCAUUUCCCGUCUUGUUUUGAUGCGUAAUAACAGGAUGCCACGUUGUAAUCAUAAGGAAAAACAUGAGCAAAAACAAAUGCUCGAGCGGAAUUGCGUACCCAUCAUUCUAAUGUUACGUUUUUCAGGCAUCGCAGUGUUCGAAAACGCGGCAUGGCUCACGCAAGCUCGGGGAUCAAUCUGGAAGUGAGUAGGGGGGCUGCAAACAUGCAAGGAAAGGGCACAAAUGCCUUGAGGCUAAAAUAACGGAACACAUUCUCAGUUAUAAACUUCAAUUUGACCUUACUCAGAAAAACUGAAAACGUUUGAGUGAGAAAACACAUUGAUAUAUGAAUUGAUAGGAAGGCGCAAUUAAGAGAGAGCCAUCUCGUGAGACGACGGGUCUCGUCGACUUCUCGUGUCCUUUGAUUUAUUUGUGUCUCAUUGGACGCCAUUUGUUGUAAUUUUAGCUGCCUGAGAGCGCACGCCUCACCUACCUCACACCACCUUCGCUGAUAAAACUGACAUGACCCUUUUCGUUCUGAAUUUCUUUGGAUUGGAUUAGUUUUUGCGAACUCUUACUGGAAAUUACCUCAGAACAAAAAACAGAAAGGAAUCGUUUUUUUUUUUGUUGAAAAUUUGGCUUAAUUCUGGUAUCCCGAUCCCAAAAAUAGGACUUCCACGACUUUCUAUGAUACCAUUUUGGACCCGAUUGGUGUAAACCCAAAUUAAGGGACUCGGAAACCGGAAUUUUAAAACUGUUUUACUUUUUUUCAUAUUGUAUAGAAAAAACGCUAUUUUUUAGGUAUUUUUCUGAGAAGUUAGUUAUCCUUAAGAAUUCGAACAAAGAAACAAAAAGUGCAUUCACCUCGUUCCUCUCCAUAACCAUUUUCUUUCACUUUUGCGCGUCUCCUAAUUAGAUUCAUGUUCUCUUCUUGUGCGGAUGCGCACAAUUGAACACACAUUCUUCAAUUCUUCUCACUUUUUUUGUUUAGGAAGUUAGAGUUACCAUCGCUUUUGGUGGACUUGGAAAAGUAUGCAUAUGCAUUUUUUGCCUACGCUUCCUCCCGAAUUUUUUUGCUAGUGGGCGCCGUGAAGAAAGAACAAUUUUUCUAUCCCGACCGAAAUAAAAAGUAUAUGCCGUAAACGUACUUCAAUUCAAAGUGAAACAUACCGAAGGGAUAGGGCGGAUAUUGCCUACUCGAGAUAGGAUUACGAGUGCUCCCUGGGUGGACCGCCACACGUCCAUAUAAUUAAACUGCACUUUUUACUUUGGUUGUCACCCACUUGCUUCCUAUUUUAGUCCCUCUCUCUCUCUCUCUUCAACUUCUUGUUCAUCUCGUUAGGCCAGGAGAGCAGCUGGAUUCGCCCGGACUCUUUUCUUCCUCAAUAGCCUGAUGAGUCGGUUGUCGUCCAAAAAUUUAAAACAUGUUACACACAUUGUAUCCUUCUUGUCUUGUCUUGUCCCUGUGUCCGAUCAACCAAUGCGGUGAAGUGACAACUGCCUUUUCCACCGAAAAUAUGUUUCAAACCAGACUUGUCAAAAAAGAGACCCGGCCCGGCUUGGCACGUGGAUCCGGUUGACCUGUGUUCAAAAAAAUGACCAGAGUUCUCUAGUUUUAUAACAUUUUUAGCCAACACACUCUCUGGUCCUUUGUUCUGUUCCGUUUCACGAUUCACGGUUCAUCGCCCUCAAAGAACAGUUCAAAGUUUUGGUGGACGACUUUUUGGAACAUGCGUGUACUCUCGAAUUCUCACAUCCAUCCUAUCGCAAAUUCAUGUUUCAUUCGCACCAACUUUUCGUACACCUUUUACUUCAAAAAUUUCACAAACAUGAUGUUGUUUGUCUACGAGUGGUUUUGAUAUUAAUUUGAACAAAAGAAUUUGGAAUUUGGAAUUAUUAUUAUUUCACCCUCAGAAAUCUGUUCCCACCCCCCGAUGUAUACUUUUCCGUAACUUGACACUGGUUUGUUCUCAUUUCAUUUCAAUUCUCUCCGGAAACACCAUUGUUCAAUGAUGCCUAUAGGAUGGAGCGAAAUUCGGGCGACGAGAAGCGAGUGAUGCACAAGAUGAGCGCCACCGAACGCCGUCAACGCAUCAUGCGUCGCAUCCACACUUUGCAAUCCGAAGACACCGGAUAUAGUAAUGAAGGAGACUCGCGGCGGAGCAGCACCGCUUCUGUGAAGGACGAAACGUCGGCACCGCAAUCCGCCUCAAUUAAUCCAAACUUGUUGUUUGUGCCAGAUAUUAGAUCGCUGGGACUGGAUCGCGGUGAAGUGCCACCGCAUAAAAGGGUGCGUCUCCUUGCUCCUCCUGCCCUCCCUUUUCCCCUUCUUUGACACCCUGCCCUCCCUUUUCUUUUCCACUUUUUUCUGCUCAUCCACUUUCAAGCUCGCAUCUGAUUUUGAGAUGAAAAUUCACAAAACUGCGAUGAUAUUCACCAGAAAGGUAGUUUUUGAUGCGUUGAGAAACGAAAACACAACAUAGAAAACCGAACAAAACGACUGAUUUUGUUGUGUUUCCUUAUUUCAAAUCGAACGUCUUGACAAAUUUUAUUUGCUAGAAAUGAAUAGAAAAACAGGACUAGAAAUGUCUAGUUGUCUUUGAAUAAGUAUUUGCAAAAAAUGCUCCGACCCUGUAAGUUUGAAGAUAAAAACAUUUUCUUUUGUAAACUAAGAUCCUAUUUUCAGGAUGCUAUUGAAAAAAUCCCGAUGCGCGCCCGAUCUCAAAGUUGGCUAAUUCGUACCAGACACCUACUACACGAGGAAAGAGUAAGUCCCCAUCCUGUCACUUUCACACACACACCAGUCAUGAGAUUUCUCAUUUACUUUCAACAUAUUAAAAAAGCGAAAAAAAAACUUUUAUACUGCAGGAGCCGCCGCCGCUCAUCUCGCAUAUGAUGCUCAUCUUCUCCUUUCUUCUCAUCCUUCUCUCCUUCCCAUGGUGUCUAUUCUUUUGUGUAAAAGUUGUGAAGUAAGCGAAAGAGAGAAUAAUAAUUGGGAGGAAUGGAAUUUCCAGAGAGUACCAAAGAGCAGUCAUCUUCCGGUUGGGUAGGCUCAUUAAAGGAGGCACCAAAGGACCAGGAUUGUUUUUUGUGCUUCCGUGCAUUGAUACGAUGAAAAUAGUGGAUCUUCGAGUGUUGUCCUUCGACGUUCCUCCUCAAGAAAUCCUGAGUAGAGAUUCAGUUACCGUUUCUGUGGAAGCGGUUAUCUACUUCCGAGUCUCCAAUCCAGUCAUCUCUGUAACCAAUGUCAAUGACGCCCAGUUCAGUACCCGUCUUUUGGCUCAAACCACACUCAGAAACGUUCUGGGUACCAAGACUCUCAGUGAAAUGCUCAGUGAACGCGAUGCUAUUGCUAGUGUAAGUUUGUCUUUCUCCCAUUCCAAAUCUUCGGUGUUCUAGAUCUCUGAAAAAGUGCUGGAUGAAGGCACCGACCCGUGGGGCGUCAAAGUGGAGAGGGUCGAGAUCAAGGACAUCCGUCUGCCCCAUCAACUCAUGAGAAGUAUGGCGGCGGAGGCUGAAGCCGUGAGAAGAGCACGUGCUGCUAUCAUCGCCGCCCAAGGAGAGAAGGAUGCAAGCGCGUAAGUUCAUUUGCCCAUCCCGCUCCUGUCCUAUUACCCGUUUUUCACUUGAAGAUGCCUUCAAAGUGCCGCCGAUACCAUUGCGCAGAAUAAGAUGACAAUUCAAUUGAGAUAUUUGCAAACUUUGGUGAAAAUUUCAGCUGAAAGGUAAGUGUUUGGGGGAAGACAGCUGAAAAUUAAUCGUUUUAUUUCAGAAACAACACAAUCGUGUUGCCGUAUCCGAUAGAAGUGGCCAAGCACUUCUUGAAGAAGUUCCACAAACAAUAA
Caenorhabditis sp. 36 PRJEB53466 is the source of this 5647-nucleotide messenger RNA. The record is from the annotation of a GenBank genome assembly. Lineage: Eukaryota; Metazoa; Nematoda; Chromadorea; Rhabditida; Rhabditidae.